Messenger RNA from Pogonomyrmex barbatus (red harvester ant), 1435 nucleotides. RefSeq names its product trypsin-1. Lineage: Eukaryota; Metazoa; Arthropoda; Insecta; Hymenoptera; Formicidae. Gene Ontology annotation, biological process: proteolysis. The record is from RefSeq and is a predicted model, not a curated record. Gene Ontology annotation, molecular function: serine-type endopeptidase activity.
AUGCAUGACUCUCGCGGAAGCUCGACGAGAUGAGAUCUUUACAGCGGGAACAUCUCGUUAGGGAUGUUAAUUUGUCAGGGCCGGUGACACAGGGAUUUCAAAAUACGUUGUUACAGAUGGUAAUCGUCGGAAGGACAUAGAAGAGUUCUCCCGGUGCGAUAACGGAAGCAUCGAGACGAAAGGAGAAGCAGAGAGAGAGAGAGAGAGAGAGAAAGGAACGCGCGAGUCAACGGAAUCCUGAUUUACGAACAGAGUCAUUGUCCGUUCUCUAGUUGCCGAGGUUGACUUUACCAAAAAGCCGCCGUUAUAUUUUCUUGUGACUUGUCAUAUAAAAAGUGGUGCCGACGAUAAUUUAAAUGACGCACGCUGGUAUUUAUCGAUUUGUGUUGUUCUCUUUAUUAUGCAUCUUUCAAUGCUGUCGAUGUCUUCCUGCCGAUUUCCAGAAUAUUACAAAUCCGGCAGCAGUCGGAAGUUCGGAAUGGGAAGCACGUCUUCAACAUGCGGAAUUACAUAAAUUUCUAGAAAAUGUUCCGCGAGUUUCUCUUCGCAACAAGCGACUUGUUAAUUUAGGUCCCGGAACUUUAAGUAAGCAGGUGCGUCAUUCACAUCAAGCUUGCAUUGCACCGGGAAAUCGGAGCGGCCAUUGCAAACAUUUCAGUGGGUGCGUCCUUGAGGAGUUCCGCCCGAACUCUGCGCGAUUUAUGGAAUAUAUGUGCAUAAUAGAGCAGACGUACAUUGGUGUGUGUUGCCCGGAUAGCAUUGCGACAGCUCGAUCGGAAAAAACAUUUCACGAUGAUUUAGCCAGCACGUUACCGGCGAUAGCAAGUCUCGAUGACGAUGGUGAAGAGUGGGACGAAACCCAAGAGAACAAGGAUGAAAACGGGCCAUCUACCAACAAGGCAAACGGCGAAACCGAUUUGCGAAAAGACGCGAUAUCGGGGAAGCAAGAGACGAGGAAACCACGAAGACCUAGAGGAUGUGGCACAACCGCGAGAACAACGACCAGAGUCGCGGGUGGCAAGCCGGCUGACCCUAAAGAGUGGCCGUGGAUGGUGGCUCUUCUUAGACAAGGUGCGAUUCAAUAUUGCGGGGGUGUGCUCAUCACCGACAGGCAUGUACUUACCGCCGCACACUGCGUUUACAGAUAUAAACCACGCGACAUCACCGUGAGACUCGGCGAGUACGAUUUCACCACAUCCGAAGAGACACGGGCGAUGGAUUUCAUGGUAUCCGAGAUACGUAUGCACCGGGACUUCAAACAGAACACCUACGAGAACGACAUCGCUAUCAUUAAGAUUCAUCGGCCCACCGUGUUUAACAGCUACAUCUGGCCCAUCUGUCUUCCGCCCAUUCAGCAAUCGUUUGAGCAUAAAAACGCCAUCGUUAUCGGUUAGCGCAAACAAAUCCUAUUAUUUCUGAAGUAUAUAAAGUAUUA